Messenger RNA from Miscanthus lutarioriparius, 807 nucleotides. The record is from the annotation of a GenBank genome assembly. Lineage: Eukaryota; Viridiplantae; Streptophyta; Magnoliopsida; Poales; Poaceae.
AUGUCCCUUAUGAAUGAGACCCCUGUUGGUCGACCAUCGUUGGUGAGGAUGUCUCAAAUUUUGAUAAAUAAAAUGGAGCCUGCAGCAUUUUCUGCAGAACAAAUUCGAAUUAGACCAUUGGACUAUCAGUUACAAAACUUAUCAAUUGUUCGAAACUGUCCCUUAAGCCACAGUGGCAUAUCAGAUUACACAAAUGUAGGAGAAAUACAUAUCGAAACAGGUUCCAUUAGUUCGUACUCAGAUGCAAGGAAACAGUCAGAUCCAUCUCAAUUAAACUGGAAAAUCCUCAAGAAAGCAGAACUUGUAAAAUAUGUUACCUUGAAGCGGCGUGCUGAACUGGCGGCGGGAGGAGCCGAGUGCGCAGCUAAGGUGGUCGCCAAAGAGGCCGGGGUUGUUGGCGUGCGGACGUCGAGCCGGACGAAGGUAGGGCGGAGGAGCAGGUUGGACAGAAGUCAGAAGAAGUCGCCGUGCAAGGAGGUUGGGCCUUCCCCGGCGGUGCGGCUUUGGGCGGCAGGGCCCGCGGCGUGCGCGGCGUCGGGUGCAGCGCAGAGGGGGGAGCAGUGGAAGAGGGAGGCGGGCGAUGGGAGCGGCGGCGGGUGGGGGACGCGUGCAGGAGGCGACGGCGCAUGUGGCGGGGUUCCCUUGGAAAGAUGUCCUCCCAUGGAGUUGUUCACGACGUGGCUCCAGAUACCAGUUGUUAAUCGCUUGAUCGCUGUGCGGCUGACGGGAUCGGCUGAUGCCGAUCAGGUGGCUAGGCGCCCUGCUAGGGCUGGCUGGUCGGUGGCUGGCUGGCUGAGCCGUCGGUAG